UAAAAAUAAUUUUAAGGAAACUUCAUUUUCCAUAAAUUCGAGACAAAUAUUUCGACCUUCUAUUAAAAGUUUCGCGCCCGACUCGUUUUCCUUUCCUUUAUAUUAACACCGGACGCCAUUAUAUAUAUAUAAAAUUCUUUUGCCCAUACGCCACCGAUAUUGACAAGCAGAAGAAUUCAGCAGAAACGAUCUCUUCCGGUUGGCGUAUUUAGUGAACGCCAUUUCGAUCUUCGAUCUUCAAACUUAAUUCGUUAAUGGCAGCUCUCAGCAUCUUCUUCCUCGCUUUUCUUUCCGGUUUCGCUCUGUUUUAUUUGAUUUCUGCGCAGAAUCCUUCAGGUUUCAUCAGUUUAGACUGCGGACUCCCGGCGAACUCGACCUACACAGAGCCGACCACCGGAAUAGUCUACGAAUCCGACGCGGCGUUCAUAAACUCCGGCGAGGUGCACAACAUUUCAUCCGAUGGUGUACAGAAUGGCCUGAAUCAGCCGCUGUGGAGUCUGAGGAGCUUUCCGGAAGGAAUUAGGCACUGCUACAAAUUGAAAGUGAGGACAGGGACGAAGUACCUGAUUCGAGCGAGGUUCCGCUACGGGAAUUACGACGGGCGGAGAAACACGCCGGAAUUCGAUCUGCAUUUCGGAGCCAACUUUUGGGAUUCGGUAGGGUUUGAGGGAAAUUUCACGGUGACGAAGGAGAUUGUGCAUAUCGUUUCGUCGAGUGAUGUGCAGGUUUGUGUUGUGAACGUCGGGACUGGAAUUCCGUUCAUCUCUGCUCUGGAAUUGAGGCCUCUGCAAGAUUCGGUUUACGAGACGGGAYCUGUGUCGCUGGUCAGUUUCUUGCGCCUCGAUUAUGGCUCCACUAACAAUCAAUCUUUCAGGUAUAAAGACGACGUGUACGAUCGAAUCUGGGAUCCGCCGGUUCCAAUCGAAGGAUGGACUACCAUAAACACUUCGGGGCAAGUAGCCGUCGACGACCCGCUCUUCUUCCAGCCGGCUCCGGCGGUCAUGAACACGGCGGCGACCCCGAGAAACGCAAGCGCUCCAAUGGAGUUCAGAUGGCUGCCAMCGGACCCCACGGCGGCGUUUUUCGUCUACAUGUAUUUUGCAGAGCUGAAGGAGCUUCAAGCGAAUGAGUCCAGAGUGUUCGACAUAAUGCUCAAUGGAAAACUGUGGCAUAAUGAAUCGAUUUCUCCCGCCUUUUUAGCGGAAUUGGUUGUUUUCAGUACCUCGCCUGUGACUGGCGGAACCUACGAUGUCUCCAUCGUCAAAACUGCCAAUUCAACUCUUCCUCCGAUUCUCAAUGCUCUUGAGAUUUAUCGAGUCGUAAAUUUCUCACAAUCCGAGACCAAUGAACAAGAUGUUGCCGCCAUUGAAAACAUCAAGGCAAUUUAUGGAGUUGGAAGGAACUGGCAGGGAGAUCCAUGUGCCCCUAGGGCAUUUAUUUGGCAAGGAGUCAACUGUAGCUUUGCGGAUUCUGAUCCUCCCAGAAUCACAUCCUUGGAUUUGUCCUCCAGUGGAUUGACAGGGGAAAUAGCCAGAGAKAUUGGAAAUCUUAAAAUGCUGGAGACUCUAGAUUUAUCAAACAAUAAUUUGAGCGGACCAGUGCCAGAAUUUCUCACUCAAUUGCCAUUGUUGCGAGUCCUAAACUUGGAAAAAAACAAGCUUUCAGGACUAAUUCCGGCUCAGCUCAUUGAAAAGUCCAAUAAUGGUUCUCUAUUAUUAAGAUUUAGCGAAAAUCCAAAUCUUACUACGGCUCAGAGAAAAAGGAAGGGAAGCAAUGUUGUAGUUGCUGUAGUAGCAUUAGUUGGUGGAUUUCUUCUGCUUGCAUUCUUAAUUGCAGCAGCUAUCUUUUGGAGGACAAAAAGAAGAAAACCGAAAGGUGAUGUAAUUGGAGAGGUGAAACAGACUGUUCAUCAAGCUCAAAAUUGGGACACGGCUAAGAGACGCUAUUCGUACUCGGAUGUCCUAAGAAUUACAAACAAUUUCGAGCGUAUGCUUGGAGAAGGCGGUUUUGGAAGAGUUUACUAUGGAAAAAUCGAGAACACUGAAGUAGCUGUAAAGAUGCUAUCUCCUCAAUCAGUUCAAGGGUAUCGGCAAUUUCAAGCAGAGGUUGACCUUCUUAUGAGGGUUCAUCAUCGAAACCUGACCGGUCUUGUUGGGUACUGCAACGAAUCGACCAACAAAGGACUUAUCUAUGAGUACAUGGGCAGAGGGAACUUAGGAUCUUUCAUGACAGGUGGCAAGUCAGAUUUGUUGAACUGGGAAGACAGGCUUCAUAUAGCAGUGGAUGCAGCACAAGGAUUGCAAUACUUGCAUUGUGGUAUAAAGCCAGCUAUUGUACAUAGAGAUGUAAAAUCUUCCAACAUCUUAUUGGACGACAACUUUCGAGCAAAAGUAUCUGAUUUCGGUUUGUCGAGAAUUUUUCCUGUCGACGAUGGUGCCACUCAUGUGACAACCAAUGUGGUCGGCACUCCUGGUUACCUUGAUCCUGAAUAUUACACAUCUUACCGAUUAAACGAGAAGAGCGACGUGUACGGCUUCGGAAUUGUUCUUCUUGAAAUCAUAACUGGGAGACCAGUCUUGACAAAGACUCAAAACAAGGUAACUCACAUCUAUCAAUGGGUCGACUCGAUGCUUUCUCAAGGAGACAUCAAUUCCAUUAUCGACCCCAAAUUGAAACAAGAUUUCGACAUGAACACCAUUUGGAAAGCGGUUGAGAUAGCAAUGUGCUGUGCAUCUCACGCCUCUACAAAUCGGCCAACCAUGAGCCAAGUUGUGAUAGAUUUGAAUGAAUGUUUGAACAUGGAGUUGGCUAGCAGUAACAACAAUCAUCAACCUGAAUCAGUAGUUGCAGAUCACAUUUCUCUGUUUGGUCCAGAGGCAAGGUAGAUGGGGUUCCUAAAKAAUUGUUAUGUAUCAUAUUGAGAUCCGUAAGAUUGUACAUGUAAAUGUGUAACAUCAAAAUUCUUUUAUUCGGGAGGAUAACACCUCCAUAUUCUUUAUUUUUUUUUUCUCAAUUUUAGUAGGUUUGUAGUCGUUUUAGGCCUGUAUUUUGAUCCAUAUAAUUUGAAAAUAUGCAUUAACCUUUGGCUUGAUAAAAAGUUAUUUGGGUUCAAAGCCUAAUUUCUAUAAUGUUAUAUAUGAAGCUGUCUUGAAAAAUCAAUCCAUUUGAUUUGUUGAUAUUACCAUACUAAAAUUUUUCUUUGUAUUAGCCUUUU
Molecule: messenger RNA, 3214 nt
Organism: Momordica charantia (bitter melon)
Lineage: Eukaryota; Viridiplantae; Streptophyta; Magnoliopsida; Cucurbitales; Cucurbitaceae
Product: putative leucine-rich repeat receptor-like protein kinase At2g19210
Biological process (GO): protein phosphorylation
Molecular function (GO): ATP binding; protein kinase activity; protein binding
Source: RefSeq, a predicted model, not a curated record